UGGGCCAGCGGGCCAGGCCCCUCCUCCGUUAUUAAUCCCUCCGUUUGCUGCCAGGUUGUGAGGAAGGGAGAAAAAAACACAAGCAGCCGCGAGGCGGGCCGCCCGGUUCCCUCACACGCCGCCGCCUUCGCCCGCCUCAAUUCCUCCCCUUCCCCUCGCCAGGCCCGUGACUCUCUCCGAGCUGGGCCCGGCGCGGCCGCCGCCUCCUGCAUGUCUUUACUGCCCUCAGCCCCGCCGCCUGAGCAGCCGCCUCAGCCCCGCCGACCGACGCCCCGCGGGCUGGAUGCAGACUAACAGGGAUGCCAAAGGAAAAAUAUGAUCCUCCAGAUCCUCGCAGAAUUUACACCAUCAUGUCAGCGGAGGAGGUAGCCAAUGGGAAGAAGUCCCACUGGGCAGAAUUGGAAAUCUCGGGUAGAGUGCGGAGUUUAAGUACGUCACUUUGGUCGCUAACGCACUUGACUGCUCUACACCUCAACGACAACUAUCUGACCCGCAUUCCACCUGAUAUUGCCAAGCUUCAGAAUUUGGUUUACCUGGAUCUUUCCUCCAACAAGCUCAGAAGUUUACCAGCAGAACUAGGAAACAUGGUAUCUCUCAGGGAAUUGCUUUUAAACAACAACUUGUUACGAGUUUUGCCUUAUGAACUUGGCCGGCUGUUCCAGCUGCAAACACUAGGUCUGAAAGGCAAUCCUUUAUCGCAAGAUAUUCUCAGCCUGUACCAGGACCCAGAUGGGACACGAAAACUAUUGAACUACAUGCUUGACAAUCUAGCAGUUCAUCCAGAGCAGCUGCCUCCAAGGCCGUGGAUUACUUUGAAAGAACGAGACCAAAUCCUGCCCUCAGCUUCAUUUACCGUCAUGUGUUACAACGUAUUGUGUGAUAAAUAUGCCACCCGACAGCUCUAUGGCUACUGCCCGUCCUGGGCAUUAAACUGGGAGUACAGGAAAAAGGGAAUCAUGGAAGAAAUUCUUAACUGGGAAGCAGAUAUCAUUAGCCUUCAGGAAGUAGAAACCGAGCAAUACUUCACCCUCUUUCUGCCAGCAUUAAAAGAUCGUGGAUAUGAUGGGUUUUUUUCUCCAAAGUCACGUGCCAAAAUCAUGUCCGAGCAGGAGCGGAAGCAUGUGGACGGUUGUGCAAUAUUCUUCAAAACAGAAAAGUUCACAUUGGUGCAGAAGCACACGGUUGAGUUCAACCAAGUGGCUAUGGCAAACUCAGAAGGAUCAGAAGCUAUGCUGAACAGAGUGAUGACAAAGGACAACAUUGGAGUCGCUAUAGUGUUAGAGGUGCACAAAGAACUGUUUGGAGCAGGUAUAAAGCCGCUUCAUACAGUAGAGAACCAGCUGCUUAUUAUAGCAAACGCCCAUAUGCACUGGGACCCUGAAUAUUCAGAUGUUAAACUUGUCCAGACCAUGAUGUUUGUCUCUGAAUUGAAAAAUAUCCUUGAGAAAGCCUCCGGCAGGCCUGGAAGCCCAACAGCGGAUUUGAACUCCAUCCCUCUGGUGCUCUGUGCAGAUCUUAACUCGCUGCCUGAUUCAGGUGUUGUGGAAUACUUAAGCAACGGAAUAGUAGCCGACAACCACAAAGACUUCAAGGAACUGCGAUACAACGAGUGUCUGAUGAACUUCAGCGGCAAUGGGAAGAACGGCGCUUCGGAAGGGAGGAUCACGCACGGCUUCCAGCUCAAGAGCGCCUAUGAAAACAACUUGAUGCCUUACACAAAUUACACCUUUGAUUUCAAAGGUGUGAUUGACUACAUUUUUUAUUCCAAUACUCACAUGAACGUGCUUGGUGUCUUGGGGCCUUUAGAUCCUCAGUGGCUGGUUGAGAACAACAUCAGCGGAUGCCCUCACCCUCACAUCCCUUCCGACCACUUCUCACUGUUGACGCAGCUUGAGCUCCACCCGCCCUUCCUGCCUCCUGUCAACGGCAUCCAUUUGCCCACCAGGAGGUAGUGGAGCCCUGCCCCUUUGGAGGGCUGGGACCUGUUCAUUUGUUUAUGGACCUGUACAGUUGUAAAUCAAAGUAUGUAGGAGUGAAGUAUGGCCAACCUUUUAAAAAGCUGCUGCUUCAAGCUCCUUUCAUUAUGUGUUUUGAUGAUACGACUUUGCACCUUUUGGAGUGCAGAUUGGUACCGUUUGGCACUAGGGCUGGAACCAAAGUUUAUUGUUUGUUCCCUUUCAUAGUUUUUGUUUUUAAGAGAUCUCUCUGUCUAUAUAUAUCUAUCUAUCUAUUUUAAACUGGCGAGCUUUAUUUGUUUCAUUAGGAAGCUGCCUUUAAAACAGACAAAUCAGCCCAGAGGGUUUGCAGGUGCAUAUACACUCAUAGCUAAUGUUUUUUUCCCCUUACCCUAGCAAAAACAAGCCUCCCCCUCCCCACUCAACCCCCCCCCUUGUUAUUUUGCUUCUUUAAAAGCAUCCACAAAUAGAUUCGAUACAAUUGAGGGGUGGGUCUUGCCGGGAAAGGUUUUAUAAUUGGAAAUGCCAUCUUCAGAGCACUUAAUAAUUUACAAAAAGAGUAAAUUUGUCGAACCCACUAUCCCCUCGUCACCAAAACAUCAGAUUAAUGUAGGAAUCCAAAGGCGACAUUAGACCUAAACGACGCUUUGCUGUAGGAGAGGUGGGAAUGUUUAGCUCUUUUAGAGAAUUUGCCUGUGGGCUUCAUGUAGGGCCGAUCUACCAGUGUCUUCUGCUCUGCGGAAGCUCCAUUAUGGUUACAUCCUAUAUGGGCCCCAUUCACAUAAAUGCCACUUGCCCACAGCAGGGGAGUUACAGCACCCCUGACGUUGUGAGCUAUGCACAUUGCUGUCUCGCAUUGUUCAUUGAAGAGGUCGCAGAAGCUGAAGGCGGGGAAGGCUUUGUCUAGCCCGAUGGGGCUUACCUGCUGGCUUGCAAUCCUACUUUCUCCCACCAGAGAACACUGUGGUAGCAGUCUCAUUUGUAAAGCCUCGGGAAAAUGCCUGUAUUGUUUUUAUUUAGUGGGGGAAUAAAAUGGAAUCUGAUGGCUCACCAAAGGAAAAGAAACUGCAUAAGUAUGAGAGAGAGAGAAUUUGUAAUUGUAAACAAUAGGGAGGGGUGACAGAAUACUUCAGUUGCCAGAAUUCUUGUGUGUUGGAGUUCACAAAGAGGGAAAUGUGCAAAGUGCAGGUUCCUUUUGUUCUUUUAAAUGAUAGUGCCUCUUUCCUCUCCAAACUGUUUUGGAAUUGUUCAGCCUGGAUGGAGGGGAGGAGACAGAGAGCUAAGCUACAAGUGACGCCUGACACAGGUUGGACACUUGUCAGUUUCCCUCAAGUUUUGAUGGGAA
This is a messenger RNA of Eublepharis macularius, 3300 nucleotides long. RefSeq names its product CCR4-NOT transcription complex subunit 6 like (gene CNOT6L). Bases 300 to 1952 code for a protein of 550 amino acids. Gene Ontology annotation, biological process: nuclear-transcribed mRNA poly(A) tail shortening. NCBI's taxonomy places the organism in Eukaryota, Metazoa, Chordata, Lepidosauria, Squamata, Eublepharidae. Gene Ontology annotation, cellular component: CCR4-NOT complex; nucleus; cytoplasm. The transcript has 12 exons. The record is from RefSeq and is a predicted model, not a curated record. Gene Ontology annotation, molecular function: poly(A)-specific ribonuclease activity; protein binding.